Molecule: messenger RNA, 1380 nt
Organism: Cyprinodon tularosa
Lineage: Eukaryota; Metazoa; Chordata; Actinopteri; Cyprinodontiformes; Cyprinodontidae
Gene: eef2kmt
Product: eukaryotic elongation factor 2 lysine methyltransferase
Exons: 8
Coding region: 16-1053 (345 amino acids)
Source: RefSeq, a predicted model, not a curated record
AGCAGCAGAGCCAGAAUGCGGCCGCACUGGAUUGUGGGUAAGCCGGAAGUAAACAAACACACGUGGAACAUGGCGUUUCCAAAGCAGAAACCUCAGAGGAAACGUGAGGAUGUUUUCAAGGAAUUUCGGGAAUUGUUUUUCUCCAUGAACCGCCUGACUUCAUUUCCCUGGACUCUUAUAGAGGAGCUGCAGAGCAACGAGGGGUCAGAGUUCAUCUCUGAGCUGCUGAAGCAGACGUGCCUUCAUCCUCUGUGCGGGAGGUUUCCACCAUCGGUCCGAUUCAGGAGGCUGUUCCUGUCUGAGCUCAUUAAACGGCAGGAGGCUGCAGGCUGCGAGCCUCUGGAUGAGCUGUACGAUGCCCUGGCUCAGGUGGUGGGAGAGGAGGAGACCUCCGACUGCUACAAGAGCUACUUCCUGCCUAACGGAGGCGCCGUCAGCCUUCUGGAGAACGUGGCUCUGAUAUCGGAGGGGACGACGGGCCUGGUGACCUGGGAAGCUGCUCUUCAUCUGGCAGAGUGGGCUCUUGAAAACCAGCAGCUGUUCAGCGGCAGGUCGGUUCUGGAGCUGGGAAGCGGCGUUGGAUUGACCGGAAUCGCCGUCUGCUGCUCCUGCGACCCGCUCAGGUUCGUCUUCAGCGACUGUCACCCGGCGGUUCUGCAGAAACUCAGAGAAAAUGUCCGUCUGAACGGGUUUGGAGAGCAGACGUCUCCGGCUGUCAGCGUGGAGGAGCUGGACUGGACUACGGCGACGGAGGAGCAGAUCCGCCGGAUCGGAGCCGACGUGGUUCUGGCUGCAGACGUGGUGUACGAUCCAGAGGCGGCAGGAAGUCUGGCGGCCCUGAUGCUGAAGAUCCUGAGCUGUGGGCCGGCGGAGGUCUACGUCUGCUCCACGGUGAGGAACCCGCAGACCUACGGCGGCUUCAAGCUGCAGCUCGAGGCAGCAGGACUGGACCACGAGGUGCUGAGCGGACCCGCCGGCGCCGUGUUCCCGUACCAUAGGCUGGCUCCAUUAGAGCUCAUCAAAGUGUUCAGGAAGCCCAACGCAGCAGAAUAAAGAUUUUUAUUUACAGAUUUGGAUCAGAAAACAAAAACGAAGGAUUUUCAUCUCUGCCUGAGAGCAUCCAGCAGAGGAAGAACCUUCUGGUCCCAGUUAUCGUCCCAGCGCUGCCCCCUGCUGGCCCACAGGUUCCUCCUGAACGCUCCCAGUCUGCCGUCUGAACUGGGAAACUCUGACAGGAGAGACUGGAAACAGCAAAGGGACACAAUUAGACUUUAAACAAACAGGAAGCAGAUUAUUUCAGUUCCUGGGUGAUUGACAGGCAGACCGGUUGGACAGAGCUGCAGGAACAGACAUUAAAAAUCUUUUUUCUUGAUAUGAUUA